CUUAGCUCCCCCGGCGCGGGCUCCUCCGCUAGGCCAUGGGGUCGCGGGGUCUCCCGCCGCUCCUGCUGGUGCUCCUAAACUGCUGCACCUCUUCGAGCACCCAGGUCGUUGCCACUCCGGCUGCGACCACCCCGGCAGUGACGAAGGAGGAUCUCCAUUCCACCAAGGCCACCCCCACCACUCCGCAGCCCUCCCAGUCACCUAGGACCCCGGGAACUCCCAGGGCACCGGAGCGCUCUGGCCCCAGGCCCACCCCGGUCACGGACGUUGCUGCUCUGUGUGUCUGUGACCUGCUUCCGGCACAGUGUGAUGUCAACUGCUGUUGCGACCCUGACUGCAGCCCCGCGGAUUUCAGCGUCUUCUCUGCCUGCUCGGUCCCCGUUGUCACGGGUGACAGGCAGUUUUGUAGUCAGAAGGCAGCCUUCUACUCAAUGAACUUGACAGCAGACCCUCCUCACCGCAACUUCAAACUCAUUGAUCAGAUCAAUCCUUCUGUCUUCUGCAUCCACAUUUCAAACUACAAGCCUGCGCUGUCUUUUGCUAAUCCAGAAGUGCCCGAUGAAAACAAUUUCGACAGACUGAUGCGGACAUCAGAUGGCUUUACACUGAGUGCCGAAUCAGCUGUUCCUUCCACAGCCGCAUCAGAUGGCCCACAGCCCACUAAAUACCAGUAUGGAGCCCCUCUGCAGACUGCAGGCGCAUCUUCAGGGUCAUUUCUGAAACUGCCCUCGCCUCUCACAUCAUCUAUGUGUGCAGAUCAGAACCCUGCAGCGUUCCUGGUGAGCCAGGCCUUCGAAUGCAGCCGAAGGGUGAACAUAGAACAGUGCGAAGGAAUGGAAGCCCUCAGCAUGGCUCAUUACAGCAGCCCUACCAUUCUGAGGGUACCUAAUUCAACAACACAGGUCUCCAUCAAGAUCCAGUCUGUAAUGUACCGGUCUCUGAAUCACACACUGACGCAGUUAGAAGGCCAAGGUGUCCUGCGGCCAUCUCUGGUCAGCACCAGGCAAGGUCGACUCUGCAGCAACAUUGUUCUCCAGGUGAGGUACAGUCUGCUGUACACUGCCGCAGGCCAGAUCCAGGAAGCCGGCCUCUCCCUCGUUCUGGGGACACUGAGCAAUGCUGUGAGUCUCCUGCAGCAGAAGUUUGAGAUUCACUUUAUUCAGCAUGGCACCAAGCCUGUUCCUCUCAGCGGCAACCCUGGUUACAGGGUAGGACUCCCGCUGGCCGCUGGCUUUCAGCCUCAGAAGGGGUCUGGGAUUAUUCAGACAACGAACAGACAAGGCCAGUUUACUAUUCUUCGGAGCACGGGCCAGCAGGAUUGCCUUGCCAACGAGGGGCUCCGUGCCCCCGUGCUGUUUGGCUACAAUGUGCAGUCUGGCUGUCGGCUCAGGUUGACGGGCACCAUCCCAUGUGAGCUUCUGGCACAGAAGAUGCAGGACCUGCUGAGAGGCCAGGCCUUCCCUGACUACGUGGCUGCAUUUGGGAACUCCCGGGCCCAGGAUGUGCAGGACUGGGUGCCUGUGCAUUUUGUCACCUACUCCUCCAACAUGAAGGGCUCUUGCCAGCUUCCGGUGGCUUUGGGUAUAGAAGUGAAAUGGACUAAGUAUGGGUCCCUGCUGAACCCCCAGGCCAGGAUAGUAAACAUCACUGCCCAGCUCUUCUCAGUUCCAGAGCCCCUCCCAGGACCUGAGAGGACCAUGGUCAUUUCCACUGCAGUGACAUUUGUGGAUGUGUCAGCCCCUGCAGAGGCAGGCUUCCGAGCCCCACCCACCAUCAACGCCAGGCUGCCCUUCAGCUUCUUCUUCCCAUUUGUGUGAUGAGCUGGCCCCCGCAGGACUACCCAUCCUGAAGGUCUUUCCUUCCGCAGCAGUGGGCACCUGGGCCCCAGGCGCAGGAGGACAGGAACCUAGCUGCCACCUCCCCUUGCGGCUGUUACCCUUCAAGCAGCCCUCUGCCCCACUCCACUGCCUUUUCCCUCUUAGAAACUUUGCUGGGCUACUGUGUUGGGUCAGAUGGGUCCAACACCCUGCACAUACAGGUCAAAGGCCACACCCCUCCGGGAGAUGGGAGGGAACAGAGUGUGACGUGGCAGUGCACGGAGAGCCACCUCCUCUGUGCAUCAUCCCUGGUCUAGUGGGAGUUGCCUUCAGAAUGCCCGUCAGCACUGGAGAGGUACAAACCAGCAAGGGGCUGUAUAAAACUGUGUGCGCACAAGGGGGUUGGUCCCCGAGAUCGUGCAAUUACAGGGCAGUCUUGGGGCCCUGCUGUGUGCUGGUUGUAUAACUGAUGGGCUGGUGUGGGCUGCCACUGAGGAGAGAAUGUGGUAGGCAAGCCCUGGGGAAGGAGAGCGCUUAUGUUAUACAUUAAUUGUACAGUAACUGAGAGAUGCUGGUGGGCAAGCCCUGGGGAAGGAGAGCGCUUAUGUUAUACAUUAAUUGUACAGUAACUGAGAGAAUGUGGUGGGUGCAGGGCCAUUGAAGC
This is a messenger RNA of Mus pahari (shrew mouse), 2481 nucleotides long. It is a transcript of the gene Tctn1, whose product is annotated as tectonic family member 1. The coding region runs from base 36 to 1817 and encodes 593 amino acids. NCBI's taxonomy places the organism in Eukaryota, Metazoa, Chordata, Mammalia, Rodentia, Muridae. The transcript is spliced from 14 exons. The record is from RefSeq and is a predicted model, not a curated record. Gene Ontology annotation, cellular component: MKS complex. Gene Ontology annotation, biological process: protein localization to ciliary transition zone; cilium assembly.